Trypanosoma brucei brucei TREU927 is the source of this 1869-nucleotide messenger RNA. RefSeq lists its product as uncharacterized. Bases 1 to 1869 code for a protein of 622 amino acids. The transcript has a single exon. The record is from RefSeq and is a predicted model, not a curated record. Lineage: Eukaryota; Euglenozoa; Kinetoplastea; Trypanosomatida; Trypanosomatidae. Gene Ontology annotation, cellular component: plasma membrane.
AUGAAUAGGUGCAAUCCUAUCUCUCUCAUAUCUGUGUUGCUUCUAUGUUGCAACGCCUGCUUGGCGCAAACGAAUUGGGUCAAUUCCACUGAACUGCAUUUUAAGCUCCCUCCAAAGGCUCUGCGUGUCACAUCGCUUGCGGACUGGAAUAACCAAAACCGAGUAGGUUUUAUUGGAACAUGGGAGGAUCGCGCGUCCCUUGUGUGGUACUGCAGCAAAGAAGGUGGUGAUGACCUUUAUAGUGUUUGCUGGGAGUCAGCCGAGUUUAGUGAGCCAAUUGUCAGCACCAUUGUGGCAGAUUUGAAUCGGGAUGGCGUGCUGGACAUUCUUGUUCAGGGAGAAGGUGGGUCGUUGUUUUUUAUUGAUGGUAAUAACCGUAGUUUGACACCGGCUGCUAUUGAGACGGGCGGGCCACUUAACUAUGAUUCCACCAUCCCUCAGAUAAGCAUUGUAAAUGUGGAUGGCACAUGCGGUCUGUCCGAUAUUGCAUUUGUGGACACAAAUGGUUCGCUCAUUGUCCUGUCGGCUACAACGGAGACGUCUAAAGAUGGGAUGUGCAGAGGAGAGGGUCUACCUACAUUCGAACCGGAAGAGUUUGUGACGGGGGAAAAGGGGGUACGGGAGGUAGUUCCACUUAGCAUUAUCUCAGAUGACAUCGACGGAGACUGCGUCGCUGACUUGCUUUACAUGGUUCACACCAUCUCGACAAAUAUAGUUGAGGUCUAUGCUUUCUUCCCGCGAACCGCUAGACAUGAACUUCUGCUGACUUUAUCAGAUGCAAAUCGGUAUGGGUUUCCAAGUACUGCGGACAUCAAUGGCGAUGGGGCCCCCGAUUUGAUAUUUCCCCUAUGCCGUACGGAAGGUGAAUUAAAGGUCUUUGGGAACUGUUCUGCCUUUAAUGGUGUUGCGGUAUUUCAAAACAACCUGCAGGGAUCGACUUCUUGCAGAGGCAGCUCUUGUUGUACCGGGCAUCCCUACGGCUUUCUAAAGGAUCCCUCAUCUAUAUUCUUGCUUCAAGACAACGCUAAUUGUGGUAUCGACGUAAGUGCGGACUUUCCAUUGUUUAUACCUAACUCAAGAGAAUCACCGUUGAUCCUUCGGGCCGGUGAUUGCGACCGAGAUGGUUAUGUGGACCUCCUGGUUCCCAGUACGCGCGGCCCGCUGUUGAUUCAGAGUGCCGCGAACCCUAAUGGGACGUUUCUUGGGUGUACUCCGGUGGACGAUGCACUCACAGACCAUUCAAAAAAACAGUCGUUACCAUUUGGAUCAGCAACGGCGUUCUUUGCCACGAUCUCCGGUAAAGGUCAGCUCGAUAUUGUUUUAACCUAUCACGGUAGUGAGGUUGUUCCACUGACCUUGUAUGUUUCCCACACGCCAUCACUGGAGCAAAACUACUUCCUUACUGGAAGUGCACUCAACGGAGUAGGAACUGGUGACCCAUGGGGACUGUAUCAACCCUCUGCGGUUCAUCGCUUUGGAUGGAAUGAUAUUACCAUGAAGAAGCGUUGGGCUUACGGGUCGCAGAUGUCUCGAAGCCAAGGUCAUGCGCUUCAGUCACCACAGUUGUUUUUCGGCUUAGGUCGCACCUUUUCAUACGUCCAGGAAUACACGGUCGGCAUUCUUUUUCGUAAGGACGCUCUAUAUCACCGCUGGUCAGCCAAUCUCGUGCCAAAUUCUCACGUGUUUACAUGGAUGCAACCACUGGCUUCUGCGGACCGGUGGCGCUUGCAGCUUUACUUAGCCUUCGCUACCUACAAGGAACUGCUAUUAAUCGUGCUGGGAACCGUCCUCGUGUCUGUCGGGUUGCUUAUUGCGUUAUUAAGGUGGAGGGAAUUACGGCAAGAUCAGCGGGAGCUGAAGCUGAGGUAG